Molecule: messenger RNA, 1082 nt
Organism: Dissoconium aciculare CBS 342.82
Lineage: Eukaryota; Fungi; Ascomycota; Dothideomycetes; Mycosphaerellales; Dissoconiaceae
Exons: 3
Coding region: 62-823 (253 amino acids)
Molecular function (GO): protein binding
Source: RefSeq, a predicted model, not a curated record
UCCUACCUUCCAUCACAUCAGAUUCCCCGUUCAGCAUCGACGUGCUUGAAAUCAAGUCGUUAUGGCGAAGUCGCGCAUCGUCAACAUGUCUGACGAUCUAUACACCGCGUGUGUUGCUCGACACGAGUCGUCUUUGAAAUACAUGUCCAAAGAAGAAAAGCAUGACAAGCUUCUGGCCUUAAUGAUAGUGGAAGAGAGCGUCGAUUACUUUUGGAGCAGCAUCAUGAAUGGUCUCGACGACACAUCAAAGAACGAGUCGUUGUCUGAUGUGAUUGUGAGAUGCCGAAGCAAAACGUGGAAGCUACAUCAAUUUGUCAUCUGCAACCGCUGCCAAUUCUUCGAAGCAGCGUGUCGAGGACCCUUCAGUGUUCACGUGCAGGAGGCGCAAGACAAGAUCAUUGUCAUGGAUGAUGACGAUCCGGACUGUAUAGGUCUAAUGGUCCACUGGAUGUAUACUAACUUCUACAGUGUCGGUGAUGUCUGCACCCCACAAAGUAUAAUUGCUUUCAAUGCGGACGUAGCAGACAUGUGCGAUAAGUAUAACCUCCCAGAACCUGCCAUCGCGGCAUGGUCAUGCACUGCCGAGCAUAUCGCAGUUGAUGGGUGGCCUGAUGAUUUUGUUGCUGAUGUUGACGCUGUCUUCACCUCGGGACGCGACACAAAAUCCUACCGUCAGGCGGAAAACACCAUUGUCGAAGGAUUUCACAGGCAUAGACAAACAAUCAUCAACUGUCUCGGGCAAUACGAAGUGAGCGAGCUAUUUGAAAGGAAUCCUCGGUUCGGCAGUAAAGUUGCCCAGAAGCUGCUCUUCUCGGGCAAAUAGUCGACUGCGAGAACGGGAAGGGUCGUCUAGGAGAGGAGAAUCAGAAGCAGCGUUCCGGUGCCCAUCGAAUCACUUUGAUGAGGAUGCACAGAGGCCGCAUUUCCCUGCUUGAGCUCGGUGAAAAUGAAUCGGGUUGACCUUUUUUCAACUUCGUUACGGUAAGAUCUGCUUCACGUCAGAGGCUGGAAGUGCUUCGAAGCAGAGGUUCGGAGAGCGCGGCGUAUGCAGCAUGCAGCGCAUAGCAGGCAAGCAUGAAGAC